Zingiber officinale is the source of this 2542-nucleotide messenger RNA. Its product is annotated as U-box domain-containing protein 30-like. The coding region runs from base 741 to 2111 and encodes 456 amino acids. The record is from RefSeq and is a predicted model, not a curated record. Lineage: Eukaryota; Viridiplantae; Streptophyta; Magnoliopsida; Zingiberales; Zingiberaceae. Gene Ontology annotation, biological process: protein ubiquitination. The transcript has 2 exons. Gene Ontology annotation, molecular function: protein binding; ubiquitin protein ligase activity.
GCGUUCGAGGAGGGAUGGGGUCAUGGGGAUGGCUCUUUUCGUGGACCCGAGUCAAAGGCGUCGUCGUCCUAUUCCAAACAGCAGCGCUGGAAUACGGCGACGUCAGGCGACACGACUGCACGUGCGCUACUCCGGCCGAGAUGCCAUGCUAUUGCCACCGGCUCCUUCCAGGCAUCUCCCCAUCCUCCUAUCACUGCCCGUUACUUUUUCUUUUUCUUUCUUUCCUCUCUGCCAAAGGCAAAAGAGAAGAGCGAGCGAACGAACGAGGGAGAGACUAUGGCUUAUCUUUUCAAAAUCCUUCCCUUUCUAUAAUGAAGAUUUUAGUAUUUAAUGGUCUUAUCUCAUCGCUGUUAGUGCCUUCUAUCUGCUGCUUCCUGCUGCCUCACAAGGUUGCGUCAGAUCUCGCCUACUCGUUCUUCGAUCCGUCUGAUAGCCGAGCCGCGAGCUCUGGUGAAGCCAGUGUGUGAGAGAGGUCGCGAGCGAGAGAGAAAGACGGGGCGGCCUUUGGGAGAGAGCAGGGACAGUGAUCGAUUAUGAGUUCAUUAUGCUGGUUAUGAUGACAGGUUGCUUUCUUUUGACCGGCGCUACCCGAGAACGGCGACACCUAAUUUCACAUACUCAGCUCCUGUCUCUUCCGUGAGCUUCUGCUAGUUUUCCUUUACUUCCUUGUUCUCGUCUGAUUCAUGCAUAAAGGCCGAACCUUGUGAUGCAAAGUUGGGUUCUCGCGGAUCGUAACGACGAUGCCACAGUACCAGCAACACGCUUCGUGGAAGUUGGAGGGCGGCGGCCAGAUCAUGGAUCUGGAGACUGCCGUCAAAGACGGGAUACUGGGUGGCGGAGGCGGGGGUGGAGGCCUCCUGCCUGGGAAAGAUGCCACCUUGGUGCCUGUCGCUGAGAAGCCUAACCUCAGGAACAUGAUCGAGGAGCUCUAUUCGGAGGUGGAGAAUGUGCCUUCAGUGUUUAUCUGCCCGAUCUCCCUCGAGCCCAUGGUUGAUCCCGUCACCCUCAUCACUGGCCAGACCUAUGAGCGCGCCAACAUCCUCAAGUGGUUCUCUAUGGGGCACCUCACCUGCCCCACGACGAUGCAGGAGCUCUGGGACGACGCCGUCACUCCCAACCGGACCCUUUACCAGCUGAUCAACGCCUGGUUCUCGCAGCGCUACCUCCAAAUGAAGAAGCGGUCCGAAAACGUGCAGGGUCGCGCCACCGAGCUCAUCCAAACCCUGAAAAAGGCCAAGGGGCAGGCCAGAGUUCAAGCCCUCAAGGAGCUCCACAAGAUCGUAGUCGCCCAUGCACCUGUCAACACGUCCGUGGUGGACUUUGCCGGAGUAACGCUUCUCUCUUGUCUCCUUGGCCCCUUCACCUCUCAUGCUGUUGGCUCCGAGGUGAUUGCUAUUAUCGUCAAUCUCACCUUGGAUUCAGAUACAAAGGCUAAUUUGAUGCAGCCGGCAAAGAUCUCACUCGUUGUGGACUUGCUAAACGAAGGGACAAUUGAUACCAAGAUCAACUGCACCAGGUUGAUCGAAAUGCUAAUGUGGGAGAGAAGUUUCCGGUCAGAGGUGGUGUCAAGUUGGAGCCUUUUGGUUGCUUUAUUGCGAUUGGUGAAGGACAAGCGACAUCCAAAUGGAGUUGCAGCAGGACUCAGCUUGCUCAAGGAUAUUGGCUCUCAUGAGCAAGUUCGCAGCUUAAUGGUGAGCAUUGGAGCAGUCCCACAGCUUGCUGAGCUGUUGUCCAACCCGAAAUGGGAGCUGAAGUUUAUAGAACCAGCAUUGCAGAUCUUGGACGAUCUUUCAACUAUACCUGAUGGGUUGUUAGCGUUGAAGGAUUGCCAUCAGAUCAUCCCUACAGCAGUGAGGCUCUUGAUGCAUGCCUCUGAAGCUUGCACUCAUCAUGCAUUGUCUAUAUUGUGGGCCGUCUGUAAGCUUGCCCUCGAUGAGUGUGCUUUCCUUGCUGUUGAGGCUGGGUUGGCCGCAAAACUACUGCUUGUCCUCCAGAGUGGUUGCAAUCCGGAAAUGAAGCAACGGGCCGCUGAGCUAUUGAAGCUCUGUAGCCACAAUUACUCUCCGACCGUCUUCAUCUCGAAGUGCAAGCUGACGAGAACAAUGCAAUGACACAAGUUGAUUGCCAUUUGAAGUGUUAUUUCCUUGGUAUCCCAAUCUGCAUUUGAAAUGCCAUCAUUGCAAGUUUAGAUCGAGAUAUUAAAUCUUUAUAGGAGCUAAGAUGGUAUAUGUUUGAGCUCUUAUUUAUUUUUGUUCUGUACAAUUUGUAUACUUGGGAGUCUCAUUCUUGAUAAAGAAGCAUCUCAUUGAGGGUAUCUGGUUAUGAAAUGUGAAAAAAAGAUAGAUGGAUUUUCUGUCGGAAGUUUUAUCAACAAUGUCAUCCUCAAUAAGCUGGUAGGUUAUGGAAGCAUGCUCUAUCAAACAAGGUGGUAUAAUACUUGCCUCCGAUUAAUUUCGAUGUAAUUUUUAAACAUGUGAGAUUUUGAACAAAUGAACUAUUCCAGGCUCCACUUGCCUUAAAUUGAGAGUGAUGGUUUUUUGUU